AACUUAUUUUUAUUUAAAUAUAUUUAGAGAUAGGAGGAUUUCACUCGACAGUCCUUAGUGCCGCCCGAAAGUUGUCAGCCGCCGUUCCAGCAGCCGCACGAACGCCGGAGUCCACCGCCAUCCGUCGUACCCGCCGAUCUCUCUCUUCGCGUCGGCUUCCGUUCUCAGCCUUCACGCCGGCCACUUACCAGUAGCAGGAGCGCCGUCCGACGAUCGACCGGGCCAGCGCGCCUCUGUCCGGCGGUCAGCGUUCGAACGCCAGUCUUCACGCCCAAAGGAGCUUCGUCCGACCAGCCAAUCGUCCGCACCAUUCGUGGGUUUCGCUCAGACGACGCCGGAUUUCCGUCAGAUCUCGUCAAAUUUUGUUUUGGAUUAGUUUGUUUAAAUUCUUUGUUGCUGUGUGAUUUAUCACAGCCAGCACAGCUCUUGAUGGAUCUGCCGACCCAGAAUACUUCGUUGCAACGCCUUCAAAAUGUGGAGAAGAGAAUUGUGAGGGUUUUGGAGCUAGCAGGAGGAGUCAUGGAAGAGCUUGCCAACCCUGCUGGUCCAAGAAAGGAAUUUGUCAACAAUCAUUGCAGUGAGUUCAUGCAAUUCAUCAAAGAUAUCCAAGUUACAUUGCGGGAUGAAAUCAAAAGUGCAUGUGAAUAUCGUCCAUUUGAAAAAUGUGAUUAUAGUUCAAGGAUUACUAAUGAACUUUGCUGCAAGAAACUAGAAUAUAUGAUUUCGAAGUUGGAUGCAAUGAAACAAACUAUCGAUGAAUAUCAAGUGAAAAUGGAAGAUUCGUGAGAGCUGCUAAUCUAACCCUCUGCCAGUUUCCCCAUACGGGUUAUAGAAAUGAAAGGUUGAAGGAGAACUUCAGUCAUGUAUGUAUAUGAUCUAUCUUUGGUAGAGUUAAUAGCAUUCACUUUUUACUGUCGACUCAUAACAAGAUUCUGCCAAAUUCUUAGUAAUAAUAUCUCCUAUUAUUAUCAGAGUUUUUAGUAUGAAUUUCGAGAAGGUGAUUAAUCCAAAUCCUGGUAUAUCUUCUAUCUUAAGGGAUGGCUAAACUAUUGAUUGUUUUCCCUUUAAUCUAUUUUCUUUUAUGAAUUUGAUAUAGGUCAAGUCUUAUUGGCUGCAUACAUUUUCUCUCGUAUAUCUGCAUCGGGGAACCCGUUCAUGUCACCUGCACAGCAAAGUGAAGUAUUCAUGAUUGAAUUUUGCUUAAGACUGCUUUUAUCGUUUUUACGUGUUCUUGAGUCAAAAUAGGAGUUGAUUCUUCAAAGGUUUUGAUCUUCACGUAGAAGAUAAUUUUGGAGAGAUGUUUUUGAUAGUAGAGGAAAACAAAAGCAAAGGAGAGACACAAUAAUAUUCUCCCAUUUCUCUUUCGAUUUUUAUGUAUCUUUUCAUUAUUAUUAUUAUUUUAAUUUUGAAAAGACCACAGGUAUUGCUUCUCCUACCAAAAAGUAUAGAACAUUCUAUACCGUGCCUAUAUCUUAGGAUGUGAAAAGUUCAUUGGCUUACGACUUCCUUUUGAUGAGAGAAUAUUAGCAACACACUGUUUAUACAUACCCUUUGUCUGGAAGGUUUUCUUUUAUUGGCAAGUUGAUGAGGAGAAUAAGUUUUGUAAUGAGUAUAUUUGAGUUAAUAUUUAUUUAGUUGUUAAUUUAGACAAUUUAGUGAUUAAUUAACAUUUUACAAUUAUUAGUUAAUUAUCUUUUUUUUUUUUUUUUUUUUGUAAGUUUGGGUCGUAAUAGGAUUUUAUUUUUUUUGGUUUUUUUUUUUUAAAUCAUCAUUUAAUUAUAGAAACUUUGUUCUUGGAAAGCUGUGGCUCCAUCACAAGCCUUAUCUUUGUCACAUACUAUAUAGAGCUAUUUUGUCAUGCAACUAUUAGCUGGAGCUUCUAGUGAGUUUAGUGACUUGUAUCAUGAAAUUGACCUAUGGGAAUAAGAAUCAAAUUUAUAUUCGAAAUGUAAUCGACAUCCUUGAGAACAUUCUACAACUUGUAUUAAUAUCCAAACAUACAUUUCUAAUGCUUGUUUUCCUUUUAGAUAUUUGAACUCUUUUUUUUUCUACAAUGUCAUGAUCGUCAUCGAUGUAACGAUACUUAUUACUUGCAUAGAAUUGUUGACAGUCAAUUUGAUAAUCAUCUCUUUGCUCAUCUUUCCACUUUCUUUACUGUCUUUUUUAUGUUCUAUUUUAUUACAAUAAUUAAACGUAGUGGCUCACCUACCUUUGGGAUUGUCAUUUGACUCUUCACUAACGUUCUUUUACCUCCUUGCUUACCUUUCCAUUAAGUUGAUCAACUAUUAUUAUCUGUGUUUGGUGUUCCUUUGACAGGAGAUCUAUGUUGAAGCCUACCAAAAUUGAAAGGGGAAAAGGAAAUAAGAAAUGAUGGGAAGAGGGAAAGAGGGAAAGAGAAAUGUGGACAAAUGGUGUAUAAACUUAAGAUGCGACCUACUUUUGUCUAAUUUGGAUUUGAAUAGCACCUAUUUUUAGGUUAUGUAUUAAGUUUGCCAUGUUAGCUUGUUGUACACAUUAGUAUUGACAUGUCACCUAAUUACAUACUUUAGUUUGCA
Messenger RNA from Benincasa hispida (wax gourd), 2555 nucleotides. NCBI's taxonomy places the organism in Eukaryota, Viridiplantae, Streptophyta, Magnoliopsida, Cucurbitales, Cucurbitaceae. The record is from RefSeq and is a predicted model, not a curated record.